Molecule: messenger RNA, 1085 nt
Organism: Periconia digitata
Lineage: Eukaryota; Fungi; Ascomycota; Dothideomycetes; Pleosporales; Periconiaceae
Source: the annotation of a GenBank genome assembly
UAAAAUGUAAAUUCGCAAUCUACCUCCUAAUCAAGUUUCUAAAAGAAUUCAUUGAUAUUGCCACAGACUUUACAAAGUUUUCAAUGGUGUCUGACAAAGCGAUCAAGUCUUCCAACGCCCUCAUCAACGAUGCAACAGCCCCAAGCAUCGCAGUCUUCGUUGGAGGCACAUCUGGCAUCGGCCAAUACACCAUUGAAGCUCUCGUUGCGACGGGCGUGAGCACGCGCAUCUACCUAGUCGGCCGCAAAAGCUCCGAAGAGCGCAUGAAAUCCUUCAUCAAGGAAUUACAUGCCGUCAACCCCAAAGCAGAAAUAAUAUGGGUGGAGGGCGAGGUGUCGCUCCUUGCCGAAUCGAAGAGAAUCUGCGAGUUCAUCAAGACCAAAGAGUCGCAUAUCGAUCUGCUCUUUCUCACGACGGGCUUCGCCGCUUUCGGCGGACGGCAAGAGACGGCUGAGGGGUUGGAGAUUACGCAGACGUUGGAGUAUUAUACGCGGAUGCUGUUUGUGCAGCAUCUGCUACCGCUUUUGAAUAGUGCAGAGGCUGCACGAGUGAUUUCCGUUCUAGGUGGUGGAAUCGAAAAGACCAGCUCCAUCGAUAUCGACGACCUGGGUCUGAAGCAACCCGGAAAUUUCGGCCCGGUGAAAGGGCAGACGCAAUUCUCGACCAUGAACACGAUUUGUCUCGAUAAGUUCGCGCAACAGAACCCUAGCGUGACGUUCAUCCAUUCGUGGCCCGGAUGGGUGACUACGGGGAAUGUCGACAGGACUUCUGGGCCGCUGGGACCGCUCUUAGCCUUUGCUAUACGGUUCAUUUUGAAGCCCAUUAUUGCGUUCUUUAGUAUUAGUAAGGAAACUUCGGCACAAAGAUACUUGUUCCAGAGCACCAGUGCGUAUUAUGGUGGGAACGGGACAGCUUGGAGAGGGGACUUUGGAACGAAUACAAUGGGUCAACAAGAGAAUGGGAUGUUCCUCGUUCAUUUUAGAGGAUAUACCACCCCGAAUCUGAAGGUCAUGAAAGUGCUUCGUGAGAAGGCGAUGGACAAGGUCUGGGAUCAUACGCAGGAGGUCUUUAAGCCUUACCUGUAG